This is a messenger RNA of Anthostomella pinea, 384 nucleotides long. The record is from the annotation of a GenBank genome assembly. NCBI's taxonomy places the organism in Eukaryota, Fungi, Ascomycota, Sordariomycetes, Xylariales, Xylariaceae.
AUGCACAUCCACGCCACCCUCGCCGGCGCCCUGGGCCUCCCCCUCCUCGCCGCCGCCGCCCCAGCCCCAACCUUCCCCAACACCACCGUCUUCUGGAAAGCCAACCAGUACACCACGGAGCAUUGCGAGGGCGCCCCCUACGCCACACACGAGACCAGCGACACAAUCAUAGCAGUAAUCGAUGCCGGCAUCGCGCACUCGAUCGACACUUCGACGCCCGACGCAGACCUGUGGGUCUGGCAGGCGUACAACGGCGGCUUGACGGCCGACCUCCAGGACUGCGCGGGAACCUACCUUGCGGACGUGCCGACGGGUUGCGUCAACCUGGAUAACUUGGGCAAUUGCAUUACUUGUCUGGCGCCUGUUUUCCGGGGGCACCCUUGA